Molecule: messenger RNA, 4290 nt
Organism: Mizuhopecten yessoensis (Yesso scallop)
Lineage: Eukaryota; Metazoa; Mollusca; Bivalvia; Pectinida; Pectinidae
Exons: 2
Coding region: 2325-3677 (450 amino acids)
Source: RefSeq, a predicted model, not a curated record
CAUACGACUCCGAGGCCAACAUCGUCAGCACCAACUACUUACAUACAACAGACUAUCUUGAGUUUCAGAAAGAGAUCUGGCGACAGUCUUCAUGAACGACUGAUAGAUAGGUACCAGCCAUUGAGAGAAAGGAAAAUGAAAGUAUAUGAGGCUGACACCAUAGCAGGACAAGCACCCUUGCAAGCGGAGUGGUUCAAGUUUUGGAAUGAAGAGAGUCUUCGUCUUUUGAUCAGGAGCACUCGAAGGCAGAAUAUUGAAGGUAAAUUGAGAUACCAGACGUUAGUAUGGGUACUUUAUUUAAUACACUUUUUAAUUCUGAACAUGGUAUUUUGAGCAUGACAAAUAAUAUUAUAUAUUCCCUACGUUUCAUUAUUUUAUUUAUAUUCAAAAGAAAUAACUGUAGAAGGGUUAUUUAUGUGUCCGUCUUUGACAGGUUGUAUUUUAGUAUGACGAUGUCCGUCCGUCUGUGAACAAUUGCUUGUCAUCUUUCUAGCAGCCAUAUUUAUUAUCAGAUUUUGAUCAAACUUCACAUGCAUGUUCGCCUUGGUCAUAGCUCGGUAGAUAGACGUUAUCGGCCAAAGGUCAAGGUCACAGGUCACUCUUACUAAAAAUAUAACAAAUAAUGGGUAUUUUUUGUCAUCACUCUAAAAGCUAUAUUUUUUAGCAGAUUUUGUUAAAACUUACUACACAUAUUUGUCUUGACCAUAGCUCGGACAAAAUAGAAUUUUAAAUAUUGCUUCUGGCCAAUAUUUUCCUAUAACAUUAUGAAGCAAAGUUGGUUUGACAGGAAGUCAUGUCACUUGACGUUAUGGUCACAGGUCAACAAUUUGUUAAUACGAAAGGGCGUAUUAUGAGGCCUUUAAUUAUUAACCAAACUUGGCACCGAGGUGGAGGUCAAGUGCGCAUGAUUCCAGGAGGUCAAUCUAGUUUUAAUCUGACAAACAUUCAAACUGGACUAGUUUUGGAGUAGAAUCAAUAUUUAUAUUCGACUACUAAACCCUGGGCCGCUUGUUUGAAUACCUGUCUGAUGAAGGACAUGUAAUUUACCAUGUGCGAUACUACUGUUGCCUUUUUGUAAAACUUUCUGUUUCUUCUAUUACAAUGUAAAUAAUGCCAUGUACUUUCAUCUACAUUUCAUUCUCUUUUUAGGUCUUGUAAAGAUGCACUGGAACCUGGACGGCAAGGAGAAGGCGCUGGAUAAAAUAAGUGAUCUGACCACCUCCAAAUAUAAUACACUGGGACUUUUUACAAAAUACCGAAACCAGUGUACUGAAUUGAAAGAUGAAAUUGGUAAAUUAGCAAAACAAAUCUCGAACACAGAGAGUGAGAUAUCAGAAAGAAUAAAAAGAGGAACCAUAUCAAAACUGACAAAGACUCCAAGAGAAAGGAAGUUGAAAAUAACAGAAAAUGAAAACAAUACGAGAACUACAACUUCAGAAAGUUACAAAGAAUUGGGCUACAUACAUUGACAAAGUGUCCAAACAGGGUCCUGAAAAGAAAAAAAGAGGAAGAAAGCCGAAAUUUCUUUCUGCAAGAGCAUUAAAGAAAAAAGUUGACGAUUCAGAUAUUAUGGAAAUAAGUGAAGCAGAACUUUCAGAGACUGAGAAAAAAAGGUGAAGAACGCCGAUAGCGGAAGUUUUUUCUGCGAGCGCCUCAAAAAAGAGGAAAGUCAACGAUUCUGAUAUUAUGGAAACGAGUGGUUCCGAAACAGAUUUUUCAAGUAAUGACCAUUAUUGGCCUGAAAAUGAAUCUGCAUACAUGUAUACCUCUGCCGACAAUGAAAAUCUUACCGGCAAAGAUGGUGAUCCCAAAUCAUCGGACCGCGAGAAUAGUACCGGCAAAGAUGGUGAUUCGGAGUCAUCGGACAGCGAGGAUAGUACCGGCAAAGAUGGUGAUUCCGAGUCAUCGGACAGUGAGGAUAGUACCGGCAAAGAUGGUGAUUCCGAGUCAUCGGACAGUGAGGAUAGUACCGGCAAAGAUGGUCUGAAUAUCUGAAAUAUGCUUCUUCGACAAGAGACAAGGAAAUGCUUAAAUCUCUACUAGUGAAGCUAACAUCUGUUAACUAUGUGUCCGGUGGACAUUUUGGAGUGAAGUUUGAUAAGAAAAGCUUAAAACAUGCCAAAGAAAAAGUGACAGUGAAUACUUCAAAGAUGACAAGAAACGAGGAGCUGGACUCGUUUAGAAUCCCAGGAUCAGGAAGACCUGAAUUUUGUGUCAAGUAUCCAAACUUAACGUGUAUACUACUAGGGUUAUUCGAGAGAUGCAGCGAGCUGAGGUCCCAUCCACGUCUAAUAUGCGACACCUUGUUCAAAGAAAACUCGUGAAUGGACAUUCCAAAAGCUGUAUCAGUAUUGCAGCAACUGUAUGACAUUCCAAUUAGCGUUUCGACUGCCUAUACGUAUAGAAAAAGUUAUAAGGAACGUACACAUCAAGCAAAGAGACACACCCAUAGUCAAAUUGUAGACAUUUCAUUACACAAGUCGACAAGGGAUGCAAAUGUACAUGUUUCGAUAAAUUCCCACUUUGCAACAGCAGACGUUCAGUACUUUUUAUCGUACUUUGAUCUUCAGUGUAUGUCCACCAUUGCCCGCGAUAAUAAAGCAAAGGUCCACUGCGAUGUAGAGGUCAUCCAGCGGCCUUCAAAGUCCUGGGUCAAAGUUCGGUACAGUGAUCAUGAUUGGCAAAAAAACAGUGAUAGAACUCUUGUACCUACAACUUAUCAACUUGUUAGUAUGACAGAUCUCAGUAAAGAGGAAAAUGUGCUUUGUGAACUCGACGGAAUACCGAUGGUAAAAACGAGAGUAACUGGACCUGGACUAAGCAUCAUCAAGUCAUCUUUAUUUGAACAAGAAUCGUGCUUCAGGCACAUGAACGAACUACUGUUUGUUUUAAGUCUUGAGGAAUUUAAGUACCAUUUUAUGAGAGAUGGAGAGUUUGUGUCGCAGUUACUAAUAACGGUUGAUGGAGGUGGAGACGAACGCCCCAGGAAUAAACAAACACAUUUUAACACGGGAAUCCUUCGAUGGCUUCUUGACAUGGACAAAGUGAAGACAAUUUCUUUUGCCGAAGGCGAUUCAAAGUUGCACAGUGUAGAAAGAGUUCAUCUUGCAGAAAACAGAGCUUUAAGUCAAAACGGCGUGAUAUCUUCGUAUAAUAUUCACUCUGAUGAAACUGAUGAAUAUGGAUUUAAAGAUCUUGGUAAAAUGAAGGAAAAUAUGGAGGCUGCGGCAUCUUUAGCUGUUCAACGCAUAAAAGGCACUUCUUUUGCUGGUGGUCAUUUACAAUCAUACCGUGGUCCUUCUGUCGACGAAUGGGUAUUUCCUUUAGAUUGUGAUGGUCACAUCCGUUCUUUUUUGUCGAGAGACACUAAUGAAUUCAGAAAUGAGAACAACUUUGUACUUCGACCUCGCGGACCAAUAUGGGAGAAGCUAUGUACACUUUAUGGGUUGGAUGAGUUUAAAGUUAUCUCUGCCUCGAGACUGUUUAACCAAAUUUAUGAACCAAACCAUUCUUGGCAACAAAAGUACGGAUUUACUGUCUACAGACCGGACGAGGAUUGGCGUGGUGACGCACAAGUUCGAAGGUUCGAAAUUCAAACUAUUCUGGAUGUUGGACGAUUGCCCGAGUAUCAUUAUCUUCCUUACGUACAAGUGGAAAAACUUGUGAGUUUCUUCUAAGAAAACGAUGAAGAACUGCCCCACUGUUUAAAAUCACCAGGCUUUUACCUACCGUCAAGAAACAUUAAAUUAUUACUGGAGAACGAAAAGGACAUUUUCGAUUCUUCUCAGUUGUCCGACAUCUGCAACCUCAUUGGUGUCUCAAAGGAUGAGUUUUUAAACUAAGUAGAGACAUGUGAACAGCGCUUAACUCUUUCCGUACCGCAACUCCGGUCCGAAUUCCGUACCAGAUCUUCUUUUUAGACUCGACCCCGCGCAUAUAACAAAAUGGCCGAUUAUUAAUGUUCUUUUUAGACUAGGUGUAGCUGCCACAAGAAUUAAACAGGUAACCGUGAACAAAUAUUGUUAUUGUUUCAUGUUCUGGUUCAUAGACAAACACUUAUUCAUUUUCGCAGCAUAAUGACUAACUGGCAGCUAAUAAUGACCGAGAAAUCGACAUUUGUCUGGCAAUAAACGAUACGAUUCCUUGUAUUUAACACAGCGUUGUAGUGCCAGUUUGAAGUGGGGAUUAAUUAUGGUUACGAAUGUGGAGUCGUUGAAUUUUUUUCUAAAUACAAGAAGAUUUCAUCAAGACUUAUAUUAGAAUAUUCAAAUUUACUUCCAUAAGUCUCAA